This is a messenger RNA of Purpureocillium takamizusanense, 1674 nucleotides long. RefSeq lists its product as uncharacterized. NCBI's taxonomy places the organism in Eukaryota, Fungi, Ascomycota, Sordariomycetes, Hypocreales, Ophiocordycipitaceae. The transcript is spliced from 2 exons. Gene Ontology annotation, cellular component: cytoplasm; nucleus. Bases 257 to 1492 code for a protein of 411 amino acids. The record is from RefSeq and is a predicted model, not a curated record.
AAACGAGCUUCGCCACCCGACAGCUUCUCUGCUCAUUUGCACGGCAUAUCAUUCGCGUGUAUUGGCAUUCGCACAAGUGCUAUAAGCGUUUCGCCCUACGAGAAGCGACCUGUCUCAGAACCUACAGCCGUGAUUUUGAGACUCCUGGCCACCAUUGGCGCGGUGUACAGCAUACUUCGUACAUGUUCCCAGCAUUCACGGCAUAGAGCACGCAACCGACAAAGAUUGAAACAAACCCGAGGGUCGUCUUUCAGAAAUGGCUGUCAGCCUCGCCGAGCUCGACGCCCAUGAGCAGCCCUCGGACGAGAUGCGCGCCGAGUGGAAGUCUUUUUCCAAGCAGGAGCCCGAGGCCCUCAUGCAACACCCACGCAUCGACGAUCCUCGACUGCCGCUCGAAAGAUCUGGCUUCCGACAGACGGCCCCCAUCAAGCGAGAGCAGCUUCAGCAGGCGUUUUCAGACUUAGAUCCCGAGUUUGUGAACCUCGCGCGGGAGGAUGCGCCCGUCUUGUUCCACCCUUUGCUACCGGGCCUGCUCAUAGUACCGUCGCUCGUGCCGGCGCCCAUUCAGAUCGCUCUGCUGGAUAGGAUGCUGCACCGCGAUCUGAACAACCCGGUGCAUCAGACCAACAUGCAUCUGCACUACACCCUCCCCUACCCAGAACCCGCCUCGUCACCAUCGCCACCAUCACGCCCGUCUUGUUCCUCCCCAUCCCUCAAUCAUUCCUCUUCCUCCUCACAGCCAGCGGCACCGGCAUCACAACCACCACUCCCCGCAUCAUUCUUCUCCCUCCCUCCCAACGCGCCCGGCACGUUCACGCCCAAGGAUCCUACCGUGCACAAGCCCCUCUCCGCGCGGCAAGUCCUCCAGCGGCGGCUGCACUGGGUCACCCUCGGCGGGCAGUACGACUGGACCAACCGCGUGUACCCGGACGCACCGCCGCCGGCCUUCCCGCCCGACCUGGCCGCCUUCCUGGAGGGCCUCUUCCCGCAGACGUACGCCCAGGCGGCCAUUGUCAACUUCUACUCCCCCGGCGACACCAUGAUGAUGCACCGCGACGUUAGCGAGGAGACGGACCGCGGGCUUGUGAGCUUGAGUUUUGGCUGUGACUGUUUGUUUAUGAUUGCUCCCAACGAUACGUCCGCCUCCUCCUCGUCGACGAAGGCGCAACCGGAGACGGAGGGUACGAAGAUCGCGCGUGGUGAAGUGCUGGAUGAUGACAAUGGUGCUGGCGACGGUGCGCAUGGAGCUGCUACUCACCACGCAGAGACGAACGAGAAAAAGUACCUGCUCCUUAGGCUGCGCUCUGGUGACGCCAUAUAUAUGACGAAAGAGUCGCGGUACGCCUGGCACGGCGUGCCCAAGGUGCUCAGGGGCACGUGCCCCGACUACCUGGACAGCUGGCCCGCCCAGGCUGACGGGAAGUACGCCGAAUGGGAGGGUUGGAUGAAGAACAAGAGGAUUAAUCUCAAUGUCAGGCAGAUGAGAGACUAAGUAGCAUGGGGCACGAGCUUCACGCAAGCAUCUCUCGGCGUCCCACAACAUAGUGCCAGUAAGACUAACAGUCAGGCGCUCGUCGCUACGCUCAUAUUAAAUCGACAGCGGCACCGCCUGCCAUCUAUGCUUGUAUGAUUCUACAGUACAAAAGUCAACACCCACACGCUUAUGCAAAGCCG